CCUGUCCCCGCCGAAGCUCUGGACCUUUCCAAAGCCUGGCUAGGAGGGUGGGGAGAACCCUUGCGCCUGGGGAGCCGGGCUGUUUCUGGGUGACGCUGCGGACUCCUCUUGCUCGUGUCAUCGUGUCCUUCCCUGGAGACAGAGACGUGGGAGAGCCCUGGACCAGGGACAGAGUGGCGGGCGAGCCCGAGCUGAGGGAGCCGCUCCGGGUGCCCCCACCCCCGCGGGCGUCAGUGGUGCUGGCCGAAGGCAGGGCUCGCGGUUGCGGGGCUCGCGUCGCUGUCAGUGCGGUGGAGCGCGCGAGCGGCGCGGGCGCGGGCGCGGGCUAGCGGAGCCCGAAGAAGCUGAGGGGGCGGUAGCGGCGGCGGCGGCGACGGCAACUACGACUCCCGCGCGAGUGCCCAGCCUCCUCCCGCCGCAGCCGCCCUUUUCCUCCCUCCCGUACGUCCCCGAGUGCAGCGGCACCGCCUCCUUCCCAGCCGCGCGGCUUUCUCCAGACCUCUGGGCGCGGGUCAGCCCUAUUCCCAGACGCAGCUGGUGUUGACCCUGUAACUCAAAGGAGGAAACAACUGGCUAAGCUCAGCAUUGUUACUGGUGGGCACCAUGUCCUUGAAGAUUCAGGCAAGUAAUGUAACCAACAAGAAUGACCCCAAGUCCAUCAACUCUCGAGUCUUCAUUGGAAACCUCAACACAGCUCUGGUGAAGAAGUCAGAUGUGGAGACCAUCUUCUCUAAGUAUGGCCGUGUGGCUGGCUGUUCUGUGCACAAGGGCUAUGCCUUUGUUCAGUACUCCAACGAGCGCCAUGCCCGGGCAGCUGUGCUGGGAGAGAAUGGGCGGGUGCUGGCCGGGCAGACCCUGGACAUCAACAUGGCUGGAGAGCCUAAGCCUGACAGACCCAAGGGACUAAAGAGAGCAGCAUCUGCCAUAUACAGUGGCUACAUCUUUGACUAUGAUUACUACCGGGACGACUUCUACGACAGGCUCUUUGACUACCGCGGCCGUCUGUCACCUGUGCCAGUGCCCAGGGCAGUCCCUGUGAAGCGACCCCGGGUCACAGUUCCUUUGGUCCGGCGUGUCAAAACUAACAUACCUGUCAAGCUCUUUGCCCGCUCCACAGCCAUCACCACCAGCUCAGCCAAGAUUAAGUUAAAGAGCAGUGAGCUUCAGGCCAUCAAGACGGAGCUGACACAGAUCAAGUCCAAUAUCGACGCCCUGCUGAGCCGCUUGGAGCAGAUCGCUGCGGAGCAGAAGGCCAAUCCAGAUGGCAAGAAGAAAGGUGAUGGUGGUGGCGGCAGCGGUGGUGGUGGUGGUGGCAGCGGCAGCGGCGGCGGCGGCGGUGGCAGCGGCAGUGGUGGUGGCGGUGGCAGCAGCCGGCCACCAGUCCCCCAAGAGAACACGACGUCUGAGGCAGGCCUGCCCCAGGGAGAAGCACGGACUCGAGACGACGGCGAUGAGGAGGGGCUGCUGACACAUAGUGAGGAAGAGCUGGAACACAGCCAGGACACAGACGCGGACGAUGGGGCCUUGCAGUAAGCAGCCUGACAGGAGCAAUGGCCAGCAGGAGAAGGGCAUUACUGCCCUAGGCCUCAAGUCGGGCACCCAUCCCUGGAUGCCACCCCCCAGCGGGUACCAGAGGAAAGCUGGCAGCAGGCGCCUCCUCCCGCAACGCAUCCCAGCCAGUGCUGUGUCCUCUGCAGGUGGAGUUACUGGCCUACUCCUUCCCCGUGAACCCUCCCUAUCUGCACUGCCCGGGCCAGAGGGUAGAGCACUCUGCCUCCUCUCCCCAGGACACUCCCAGGCUUGGGGUUUUUCUAUAGGUUUGGCGGGGGCCGGGGGGAGGGAAUACAGGGAGGGGACCCUGACAAUAAAGAGAUUGGAUCCCAA
Messenger RNA from Cebus imitator (Panamanian white-faced capuchin), 1884 nucleotides. It is a transcript of the gene RALY, whose product is annotated as RALY heterogeneous nuclear ribonucleoprotein. The coding region runs from base 604 to 1533 and encodes 309 amino acids. Lineage: Eukaryota; Metazoa; Chordata; Mammalia; Primates; Cebidae. The record is from RefSeq and is a predicted model, not a curated record. The transcript has 10 exons. Gene Ontology annotation, cellular component: nucleus. Gene Ontology annotation, molecular function: RNA binding.